Molecule: messenger RNA, 2515 nt
Organism: Xenopus laevis (African clawed frog)
Lineage: Eukaryota; Metazoa; Chordata; Amphibia; Anura; Pipidae
Gene: chst6l.S
Product: carbohydrate sulfotransferase 6
Exons: 2
Coding region: 290-1417 (375 amino acids)
Source: RefSeq, a predicted model, not a curated record
CUAGGCAAUGUCCAAUCCAACUUGUGGUCAGCAGGUAAAAGGUUAAAAUUGAGUUUCUUAGCUAUAUUAGAAACCUAAGGCAUAAAUAAACUAAAUGUGACAAAAGCCUGUCAGACCAGUAUAAUCUCAUUUUUUUGUCUUUGUAAUUUUCCACAUUGUAAAAAUAUUUGAGGGAGCUUAAGAACAGAUCAAAUUUUGCUGUUUUUUCACUGUUCUGCUGAGCUCCAUGUCGGCAUUUCUUGAAUUUCAGAAGGACAUUACACUAUUUCAGAGCUGAGAUUCAGAAAUCAUGGCCCGGAUGUCAACUGCUAUUACAGUGUUGGUUGCUGCACAAACAUUCUUGCUAUUGUUGCACUUCAGGAGAAAUAAUUUGCCAUCAAACAAAGAGGAAAAAACUCACAUACUUAUACUUUCUUCAUGGAGGUCAGGAUCUUCAAUAGUUGGCCAUAUGUUCAGUCAGCACCCUGACGUCUUCUUCUUGAAUGAACCAGGCUGGCAUGUGUGGGUAUCCAUGUUUCAGAAUGAUGCUGAUAUGCUGCAGAUGCCAGUAAGAGAUGUGCUCCGAUCAGUCUUUCGUUGUGAGUUUUCUGUUUUUGAUGCAUAUAUUAAAGUAACUAGCAAAUUGUCAAACUUGUUUCUGUGGGCAACAAGCAGAGCCCUGUGCUCACUUCCAGCAUGUGAUGCCUUUCCACGCAAUGAAAUUACAAAUGAAACUAUUUGUAAAAGACUUUGUGCAAAAUAUCCAUUUGGUCGGAUUGAAGAAACAUGCAAAUUGUACAACCAUUUGGUCGUAAAAGAAUUCCGUCUCUUUGACAUCAAAGCCCUCUAUUCUCUUCUGACUGAUUACUCACUGAAUUUGAAAAUUAUUCACUUGGUCCGUGAUCCUAGAGCCAUUGGUAAAUCCCGUGAGCGAGCUGAAUGGUAUUUAGCUCGUGACAAUAACAUUGUACUCAGAAGCACUGGACCAGAUGUCAAUGACAGCUUCUAUUCCAUUAUGUCAAAAAUCUGUCAAAACCAUGCCCAAAUGUAUAAAACAGUAGCUUUUAGUUCUUCUACUUUCCUUAAAAAUCGUUAUAUGUUGGUAAGGUAUGAAGAUGUAGUUAGACAACCUGUAAAAGAAAUGAGACGAAUGUAUGAAUUUGCAAAUCUGAAACCUAAUACUAAUCUUGAGCAGUGGAUAUACAAAAUAACACAUGGGGUGACAACAGGUAAAAAUAAGGAACAAUUUGAAUUUACCCCCAGGGAUGCAGUCAAAGUGUCCCAGGCUUGGAGGCAUAUUCUUGCUUUCAAGAAACUCAAGGUGAUACAGGAUGCAUGUGGGGAUGCCAUGGCUACAUUUGGUUACAGAUUCAUACAUUCAAUAGAACAGCAGAGGGACCACUCAAUGGAUUUUGUUUUACCAAAGCCACAGUUCUAGAAGUAUGUUAUAAAAAGACAACAUUUGUAUUUGUGUUCCUUAGUUAUACUAUGUAAAGAACUGAACAGUUGUCUCACUAAUUAUUUUACUUUGGCCAAACUAAACUUUUUUCCUGGAGUUUUGACCAACGGGGGAACUUGUUUUUUCAUACAAAGAGUGUGCUGUUAAGGCAAUGGCACACGUUAAGAUUUGUUGAAUCUGUGGUACUGUGGACGGCAAAUCUCCUGAAAAUGCCAUCCCCUUCACUAACAUUAGAACUACUAAUCAGGAGAUUUGUCCAUCCCACUAGUGCAGAUUUAGCCAUGGGUGACAAAUCUUGCCAUGUGCCAUUGGCCUCAGUUAUCACGAGAUAUUGUUUCCAUGUUAGGGUAUUAUUGCCAAUCUCUUUCAAACCUACUAUCAAUAACACAGCUCAAAAGUACUUGAAACAGCACCCCAUCGAUUUACACACUGAAAUAACCUGACAACCCCUGUGUCAGCCAAUAUUUGCCUGGACAUGUGACAUGUAUACUUUUUCUAGGCAGCUAUCACCAGAAAAGUCCAAAGGGGCUCUGUUUAGUCAGUAUGACACUGAAUUUUUAUCUACUUCACUAUAGUCCCCUAUAUAAAAACCAAUAGCAACCAAUAAGAUGUUUUUAAGCAGUAAAUGCUCCCUGCUGAUUAGUUGCUAUAGGUGUGUUAACCUAUAACAAAUUUUGCAACUUUUAUUACAUGUCUUUAAAAUGACUAAUGCUGAGUAUGUUUUUGGAGGACUGGAUAUGAGAAGUAAUUGUAAUCCAGCAAAAUAAAAAAUAAAAAUAUCUGUGCUUAAAAUAAAUAGGAAUAAUACGAGUAAGAAAUAUGAGUAACUAAUAGCUUAUGCAAAAUAAAAUAGCAUUUACAGAAACCUGAUACUGAAUCUUAAACAUGAUUUUGAAGAAAUGGAAGCAUUUGGAAAUAGUAUUAAAAAUAGUACUCCCUGUCCUACUUUAUUUCUGACUUUCCCAACCGAGAGCUUCAGGCGACAGCCUCUCUUUUGUUAUUCUGCUUUCUUCAAAUACAUAUCAAAUUGUAAAUUUUAAAGUGAAAUUUUAAAUUGUGAUGAACUUUCUGUUUUUU